CAAAAUUCAGAUCCCUUUAUUUUCGGCAUGAUUCGACUCCUUUCUUCAAAACCCAUCGAAUUAUACCCAUUUCAACGAGUUCCGACCAUUUCCAGGUAUGUUACGGUCCCCGCGACUAGUACGAGUCGCGCCAAAGAGGGUGCUCCCCUUAGGGAUUGGCAUAAAGGGAGAGAAUAACUUUGUGUGCCAAUAAAGGAAAGGCGUAGGAGGUGAAGCUUAAAGAGGGACGAAUUUUUGAGUAAAAUAACUAGAAAAAAUGUCGAUUGUAUUGAAGAGAUUGUUUGAUUAUUAAAACCCUUUAAGCGCUGUUCGAUAACUAAAAUUGAAGUAUU
Meloidogyne enterolobii is the source of this 332-nucleotide messenger RNA. NCBI's taxonomy places the organism in Eukaryota, Metazoa, Nematoda, Chromadorea, Rhabditida, Meloidogynidae. The record is from the annotation of a GenBank genome assembly.